Molecule: messenger RNA, 2119 nt
Organism: Oenanthe melanoleuca
Lineage: Eukaryota; Metazoa; Chordata; Aves; Passeriformes; Muscicapidae
Exons: 12
Coding region: 422-2119 (565 amino acids)
Cellular component (GO): cytoplasm
Source: RefSeq, a predicted model, not a curated record
GCUGCCGUGAGGAGCCCCCACACGGCGCCCUCGUUCCUUGCUCACCCACAGCUUUUCCCAGGCGUUACUCCUGCAGGUGACCUUGAGGCCAGACCACAGCAUUUGCUGACCUGUGGCCUUCCUGAGGCUUCCCUUCUGCAGGUGCCCUCGAGGGCACACCGUGGCACUUGGUGACCUGGAGCUUUCUCGAGGCAUCUCCCAACCCUGCAGCCUCUGCCACCGAGAGCAGACCGUCGUCUGCUGACCACGGUCCUUGACCUGGAGGAGUCCCCUGUCCUUGGUGGCAGGAGCCCUCGAGAUCAGAGUGCAGGACUUGCUGUCCUGUAGCUUUGCCAAGACUUCACUCUUGCACGUGCCUUCCAGGCACGACUGCAGGACUUACUGACUCACUUUUUCUGAGCCAUCUCUCCUGUAAGUAGCCAUGAAUCCAGACAGUGACGUAGAGCAGAAUCCCCCAAGCAUGCCCAAGCUGGCCGUGGGGAAGGAGGAGAAAGAUGGCGCUGGAACUACCCCAGCACAACAGCCUGAAGAGGUGCAGCAGUUCCAGCAGGACGGUGCAGCCAUGGAGCGCACACGAGAGCAGCACUGCACCCGCGGCCUCUUCCGCACAACAGCGCAGAUGGUUUGCAAAUUCAUGAAGAGAAUUCGCAAGGAAGAGACCGGUGUCAUGGGCACUGUGCUCAGAGCAUACUCUCCCAUCCUCAAAAGCAAGACCAGUGCUGCCCUGCUGGAUAUGCUUGUGCAGGAAGGUCCUUCCAAUGCAAAGCAAGUGCCCGCCAUGGUGAGGUACAUCCACCAGUGGCUCACUGCCAAUGAGAGGCCUGAGUACAAUGUGUACAGGCCCCUUCUGGACCUGACAGAGGCACAGCCCGCUGACGUGGUGAUGGCUCUCCUGCGUGUGGCCCCAUCGUGUGACAGAGCUGCUAUGGACAUGUGGAAGAGCAUCAUGUGCUCGUGCAGGACUGCAGAGCCGGCCAUGCUGAUAUUCCUUGAUGUGCUGGGCAAGUGGCCAGAGCACAGCACCAGCACCUCUGAUGGUGAUUGCACGGCUGUCCUUGCCCUGGCUGCAGCUGUGGUGAUGUGGAAGAUCCUCCACGUGCCCUGUGUCCCACACAUUGUGACCAUAUAUUUCCCCCGCCUCUUUGCGCAUCUGCUCUUCCAAGUGCUCUCCGGCACACUGCAUAUGCCAGAGGCGGUCCAAACCUUCUGGAAGGGGUGCCAGCAGCAACACGGCCUUGCCACCAACCCCAACAGCUUUGCAGUGCAGACUCUGAAGGCCCUGCUCUGCCAACUGCACUAUAAGGAUGUGGUGGUGGCACUGGAAGACAAGCGUGCCUGGGACACGCUGCUCUGUGCUGACACCCAGCACUGUGCUGUAGGCGUGCUGGCCAGAGAAAUGUGCCACAAAUCUGUAGCCUUGUGUUCCGAGAUUGCCUCCUCCCUGCUCGGGCUGCUCAGCAAAGACAUGCCAUGCUGGGAUUUGGCCACCAUGGCGUUCCUUGUGGAGUGCCUGGCCUGCAGUGAAUGGCACGAGCGCGCCCUGGACAUCAUGUCAAAGAACCUGCAGAGUGAGUGCAGGGAGAGGCGUCGCCUGGCACUCCGAGGCCUCGUGCUGCUGGGCAAGAACGUCUCCAUGGCCAUACGAAUGUGGGGCCUGCACACAAGGCUCGUGGAGCUCCUGCGGGAAAAUGACAGAGACGUGGUUAGGAUGAGCAUCGUUCUCCUCAGCUGUCUGUUCCCAUACAAUGGCACCACGAUAUCAACCCCCCUCGCCCUGCAGCUGGCUGACAUGCUCCUGCUGCUCUUUGACAACGAUGAUAGCCAGGUGCAGCUGAGCUCCAUGUUCAUCUUCCGAGAGCUGACCAUUUUUUCAGCGGAAAGGAUCCAAACAGCCCUGAGGUCCCACGUGCGCCAGAGCCUGCUCCCACUCUCCUUCCACUGCCACGACGAGAACCAGCGUGUGGCUGAGGACUCCCGGGCAACGCUGCGUUCUUCAGCCAGGUACCUGCAGAGGAAGGAUCUCCAAGAGAUGCUGCAGGAGGAGCAGACCUGGAGUUCUGGCGUGCACCUGGUAAGGACGGCCCGGAAGCCCCGGCCUCGGGCUGCAGAAGCCGCCUGA